CAACCGUUACGAUUUAGGAAGCUGUCAGUUGGUUAUUUCGGCCUUGUAAAAACUGACUAAAUAAACUUGUUAUAAAACGUAACCAUAACUUCAGUUAGUGAUGUAGUAUUGAUUAGUUUGUUAGUUUAAUAAUGUUCCAUGGCUCAAAAUUAACCGGCAAAUAUAAGAUUCGGACGGAUUCCAACCGCCUAAGCUAACUUAGCUAAGCUAAUUAGCAACUCUUGUUAUACCAAAGAAGAGGCUAACUGAGGAUUUGUCCAGCUGAUGGUUGGAGUGACCUGAAGCUUCAACGGCGGAGGAACAGUGUGAAAUCAACUGUUUACGUUGCAGAGACGAGGCGACGAUGUGAAGAAAAAGAGAAAAGUUGAUGAAGUGGCUUCACAUUAAAGAACCAGCUGAGAACGCCAUGGCCUUUCUGAGACAAACUCUCGCCUCCCUCCCUGGCUGUCCUCCUCCAGCUGGAUCAGAGAUCUCAGUCGGAACCAGAGGGGAGAGGCGGUCUGUCGGCAUCUCUGCAGCCUCCCUGCAGCUUCACCAUGGAUCUGCGGACUAUAAGGGUGUUUGGGAUUACGGCUCGGGUCGCCCUGCUGCUGUGCGGGGUGAGCGGGACAGCAGCGCAAGAGGUGUGUGACAGCGCGCUGGUUUCCAAUCUGCCGCCGUCAUCCUUCAGGAGCUCCUCCCAGCUGUCCAGCAGCCAUGCACCGGGUUUCGCCAAGCUCAACCGGAGAGACGGCGCUGGAGGCUGGUCUCCUCUUAGUUCGGACAGGUAUCAGUGGCUGGAGGUCGACUUGGGUGAGCGAACCAAGAUCACAGCUGUCGCCACACAGGGCCGCUACGGCAGCUCUGAUUGGCUGACGUCUUACCAACUGAUGUUCAGCGACACGGGACAUAACUGGAAGCAGUACAGACAGGAGGACAGCAUAGGGUCUUUUCCAGGUAACUCUAACGCAGACAGCGUGGUUCAGUACAAGCUGCAGCAGCCUGCAGUCGCUCGCUUCCUGCGCCUCAUUCCCCUGGACUGGAAUCCCGCCGGGCGGAUCGGACUGCGCCUGGAGGCCUACGGAUGUCCUUACACCUCAGAUGUGAUGGGCUUCGACGGCGGCAGCAGCCUGAUGUACCGGCCGGGUCCGAUGCCGAGGCAGGGGUUGAAACAGAUCAUCUCCCUGAAGUUCAAAACUCUGAGGAACUCCGGGACGCUGCUGCACGCCGAAGGACGGGAAGGGUCAGGCCUCAGCCUGCAGCUGGAGAGGGGGAAGCUGCAGCUGCUGCUCAGAGGAGUCACCUCUUCGUCCUCUGAGCCCCGUCGGCUGACGUCCCUCGGCAGCCUGCUGGAUGACCAGCACUGGCACCUCGUCAUCCUGAGACAGAGAAACUCCCAACUCAACCUCACUGUGGACAAACACACGCAAACGGUCCAAACCGCUGAAGAAUUCAGCCUCUGGGACGUUAAACUGCUGAUUGUAGGAGCGUCGCAGAAUCCAGGCGCCGCCAGGAAAAACUUUCUAGGCUGCCUGGAAAACCUGAUGUACAACGGUGUUAACGUAACAGAACUAGCUAAAAACAAUGACCAGCAGGUUAGCAUCAAGGGCAACGUGACCUUUUCUUGUGCCGAGCCAGUUGACGUUGCCGCGACGUUCCCGGGACCCCACAGCUUCCUCUGGGUGCCGUGGACGAUGCCAUCCGCGUCAUCAGGGAUGUCCGUAGGGUUUCAGUUCAGGACGUGGAACAAGGCCGGGCUUCUGCUCACCUUUGACCUCCCCAGGCAAGGAGGCGAGGUGUGGCUGUACCUGGCAGAGGCGAGUCUUCGCCUGCAGAUCCAGAGAGGAGGCAGAGCGCUGCUGGAGCUCAGCGCCGGAUCUGGGUUGAAUGAUGGUCAGUGGCAUUCGGUGGAUCUGACCUCCAAGCCCGGCCGCCUCACCGUCUCUGUGGACAAACAGGAAACUGGCGUUGCUCACGCUUCCCCCUCGUUUCCUGUCUCGGUGUCGAACAAGAUCUUCUUUGGAGGUUGUCCUGCUGACGAUUAUAAUCAGGAAUGUAAAAACCCUCACGACACUUUCCAGGGCUGCAUGCGUCUCCUUGCUCUGGACAACCAGCCAGUCGACCUCCUCAUGGUGCACCAAAGGCUUCUGGGAAACUACAGCCAACUCCAGAUCGACAUGUGCGGCAUCAUCGACAGGUGCUCUCCCAGUCACUGUGAACAUGGCGGCCUCUGCAGUCAGACCUGGACCGUCUUCCACUGUAACUGCUCCGACAGCGGCUACAGCGGCGCCACCUGCCACAGCUCGGCAUAUGAAGAGUCCUGUGAAGCGUACAAACACAGCAGCAACACGUCGGGAUAUUUUUACAUCGACGUGGACGGCAGCGGACCCAUCAAACCGCAGCUGGUCUACUGCAACAUGACAGAUGAGAACACCUGGAUGGUGGUCCAGCACAACAACACAGAGCUGACCAAAGUUCGACCCUCUCCGGGCAAAAACCAGCAUUUGGUUCACUUUGACUACAUGUCUGAAGAGGAACAACUACUUGCCAUCAUCCACCAAUCAGAGCAUUGCCAACAGGAACUGUCCUAUCAGUGCAGGAAGUCCCGCCUACUCAACACACAAGAGGGGUCUCCGUUCAGCUGGUGGCUCGGCGGGCCCGGUACCGGCCUGGUCCAGACCUACUGGGGAGGAGCUCAUCCAGGCAGCCAGCAGUGUGCCUGCGGCCUGCAGGGCGACUGCGUGGAUCCGCAGCUUUACUGCAACUGUGAUGCCGACCGGAUGGACUGGAGCGAAGAUUCUGGUUUUAUUUCCCAUAAGGAGAGCCUGCCGGUCCGAUCGCUGGUGCUCGGUGACGUUCAGCGUUCCGGUUCAGAAGCUGCUUACAGGGUGGGAUCGCUCCAAUGUCACGGCGACAAAAACUUCUGGAACGCAGCAUUUUUCGACCAGGAAACAUCGUACCUCCACUUCCCCACCUUCCACGGAGAGCUGAGCGCAGACGUCUCCUUCUUCUUUAAGACCACUGCUUCCUUCGGGGUGUUCCUGGAAAACCUGGGCAUCAAAGACUUCAUCCGCAUCGAGCUGAGCUCCUCCACUCAGGUUAUUUUCUCCUUCGAUGUUGGAAACGGCCCACUGGAGGUUAUUGUUGAGUCGAGUUACCCGCUCAACGACGACCGGUGGCAUCGCAUCCGAGCGGAGCGGAACGUGAAGGAGGCGUCACUCCGUCUGGACGACCUUCCAGUCGCCACCCAGGAGGCUCCAGCUGACGGACACAUCCACCUGCAGCUCAACAGCCAGCUCUUUAUAGGAGGCACGGCGUCCAGGCAGAGGGGUUUCAGAGGCUGCAUCCGCGCUCUGCAGCUGAACGGUGUUACUCUGGACCUGGAGGAAAGGGCGAAGAUCACGCCCGGCGUUCGGCCCGGCUGCCCGGGUCACUGCAGCAGCUACGGCUCGCUGUGCCAGAACCAGGGCCGCUGUGUGGAGAGAGCCGCUGGCUUCCACUGCGACUGCAGCCUGUCUGCUUACACUGGAGUUUUCUGCCAAACAGAAGUGUCAGCCGACUUUAAAUCUGGGACGUCGAUCAGCUACACCUUCAAAGAGCCCGACGAGCUGAGCAGAAACAGCAGCGACCUGCCCUCCUCCAUCUACUCUGACCCGCUUCCCAGAGGAGAAAACGUCUCCCUGAGCUUCAGGACGACUCAGAGUCCGGCGCUGCUGCUCCACGUCAGCUCCCACUUCAACCAGUAUCUCGCUCUGCUCAUCAACAGGCACGAUGAGCUGGAGCUGAGGUACAAGCUUGACAGCGGCAGAGCUGCAGAGGUGCUGAGGAGCAGCAUGAGAGGACUGGCCAACGGGCUGCUGCACACCGUUACCAUCAGGAGGUCGGCCGACUCCGUGUCCAUGCAGAUCGACGAUAACGCCAGAGAGGACUUCAACCUGAGCUUUGCUGGAGAACUUGGCAGCCUCAGGUCUCUCGUUCUGGGCCGAGUGCUGGAUUCGGACUCCUUGGAUCCGGACCUGGCCCGGCUCGGCGCGCUCGGCUUCGCCGGCUGUCUCUCUGUGGUUCGGUAUAACUCCAUCAGCCCUCUGAAAGCGGCUCUGCUCCACCCAGACUCCAGCCCAGUCGUCGUCCUCGGACCCUUGGUCCGGUCCAACUGCGGCUCGUCGGCUUCAGCCAAUCCCUACUCAGCUGAGAACACGCACCACCUGUCAGACCAGUCUGGUUCUGCUGGUUCUGGACAGCCUCUGGUGAACGCCAUGAAGUCGGACUCGGCAUUAAUCGGAGAUAUUAAAAACAAAGUAGUGCAUGGAGUUGAACCAGAUGAGCAGGAUCCAAGGUGCAGAAACUCAGAUGGCCACUGUGUUCUCCUUCUCCAGCCCAUUUAAAUAUCCUCAUUGUUGAUCUAAUUAUCCGGGGAACCGUGGAGCCGCAGCUUUGCCCCCAGUGUGACCUGCUGGAGCCUCACAGAUCCUGGAUAAUCCACCUGCCUGAACGUCACGAUCUGCCCGUUUGCUCAACACAGGCAUAAAAACUCCAGAUUUGCCACCUCGGGGUAUUUCUCCCCUGUGGUGCAGGAAUGACAGCUUUAUCUUUAUCGUAUAAAUUCACAAUCAAGCAACACAUGAAACGACUUCAGGCUUCCUGCGGUUAUUUCCUGUCUGGAUGGAGUUGCUCUGGGAGGAAGGAGUGUGUCAGGAGGAAACCUGCACUCAGCAUUCUGCAGGAUUCUGAUUAUAAUGUCAGAACUGUCAGACCCAAGAUAAAAGACAAUGCUCUGCUUUUAUUUUUUACUUUUGGCUUGAACUUUGCAAAAUCUCCACAUUUGUUGGCUUAUUUUCAUUUGUUUGUGUUCUUUGCAGUAUGUAGCCGUCAGAUUCGCAACAAAGCGAGUUUUUCUUUGUUCAGACAAGCAGCUUCUGUCAGGUGAGAGAAACACGGUGCUUCAAGUUCAAAACAACCUUGGAUUUCAAACACAGCUCUUCUUUUUGAACCAAAUCCAGCAGCUUUCUUCAUCCGUUGCUCCAACAACUCUGAGUCUCCAUGUUCCACAUGGAAAUAGUUUCUCUGUAAAGGAUUAAGUUUAAGCGAGUUAAGUUAACUAAACAACCAAUAUUUAGUAUUUUUAAUGUCCAGUUUAUUUGGUUCUUUGGAUCAAGACAUGUCCUCACUAAAGUUAGAUUUGGUAAGUCUAAAGCCCUUAUCAUAAACAUUAGUUCUGCUAAUGCUAAUGUGCUACACUAACCCAAUAUUUAGCACAAGCUAAUGCUAAAGCGCAAACUUCAAUUUAACUUAUUGUAUUCAUAUUUAUAUUUUGUCCGUUCUUUACUUUUUUCAGGUGUCUGUUGAUUGGAAUAAAGUGUUUAGGUAAUUUAAAAAAAAAGAACAGGAAGAGAGGAAAUGGAGCUGCCCUUCAGAAUAAGAGCAUGAACAUGAGAAAUUCUUAACG
Messenger RNA from Poeciliopsis prolifica (blackstripe livebearer), 5425 nucleotides. RefSeq names its product contactin-associated protein-like 4. The record is from RefSeq and is a predicted model, not a curated record. The coding region runs from base 537 to 4364 and encodes 1275 amino acids. The transcript is spliced from 28 exons. NCBI's taxonomy places the organism in Eukaryota, Metazoa, Chordata, Actinopteri, Cyprinodontiformes, Poeciliidae.